AGUCGCUGAUGCGCUGCUCCUUGUGCUUCCCCGCCAGGUGUUGUCCCUCUGGCUUCCCAUGUCCUGUGACCAGGAGGAUUUCUUCAAAGAGUAUCUCAAGAUGAUGGUGCACAUUUUCGUUCUGAACUUGCUCAUGUGCAUCUCACUGGCCUUCUGGAUCGUGUCCAUGACUGCGAGUACGUACUACGGUACUUUACGACCAAUUUCUCCAUGGCGCUGGCUUUUUUCAAUCUUGAUUCCACUAGUGAUUGCAACACGGGGUUUAAAGAAGAAGAGUCUUGAUCACAGUGGUGCAGUGGGAGGACUGGUGGUUGGAUUUAUCCUUACAGUUGCAAAUUUCAGUUUCUUCACUUCCUUGUUCGUAUUUUUUGUUACUUCUUCAAAGCUUACUAAAUGGAAAAAAGAUAGAAAGCGGCAGAUAGAUUCAGAAUACAAAGAAGGUGGACAGAGGAAUUGGGUGCAAGUAUUCUGUAAUGGUGGAGUUCCUACUGAGCUGGCUAUCUUAUAUAUGAUAGAAAAUGGACCAGGUGAAAUUCCUAUUGACUUUUCAAAGCAGUACACAGCAUCAUGGAUGUGCUUAUCCCUUCUGGGAGCUUUGGCAUGCUCUGCUGGUGAUACCUGGGCGUCGGAGAUAGGCAGUGUUAUGAGUAGAAGCGAGCCAAGGUUGAUAACAACCUGGAAAAAGGUUCCAGUAGGUACUAAUGGAGCAGUUACUUUGGUGGGCCUGCUCUCAAGUUUGCUUGGAGGCAUGGCAGUAGGUACAGCCUACUUCAUAACACAGCUCAUUUUCGUGAGUGAUCUGGAAGUAUCUGCUCCGCAAUGGCCCCUUAUUGUGUUUGGUGCAGCAGCUGGUUUACUGGGAUCAAUUGUGGAUUCAUAUUUGGGAGCUACGAUGCAAUACAGCGGUUUUGACCAGAAUAUUGGCAUGGUUGUCAACCACGAAACCAUAGACUCCAAGCACAUAUCUGGAAAACCUAUAUUAGACAACAACGCAGUAAAUCUUUUUUCAUCAAUAAUCAUUGCUUUGGUGCUUCCAGGCAUGGCCUGGUAUUUCUGGCCCAGGGGUUGAAACGGUUUCAGGUUUUCUGCAUGUGAUUGAUUUAUGUUCAGUCCUACUC
This is a messenger RNA of Apaloderma vittatum (bar-tailed trogon), 1118 nucleotides long. It is a transcript of the gene FAABTP, whose product is annotated as transmembrane protein 19. The record is from RefSeq and is a predicted model, not a curated record. NCBI's taxonomy places the organism in Eukaryota, Metazoa, Chordata, Aves, Trogoniformes, Trogonidae. Bases 59 to 1069 code for a protein of 336 amino acids. The transcript has 6 exons. Gene Ontology annotation, cellular component: membrane.